Molecule: messenger RNA, 1618 nt
Organism: Aspergillus japonicus CBS 114.51
Lineage: Eukaryota; Fungi; Ascomycota; Eurotiomycetes; Eurotiales; Aspergillaceae
Product: Zn(II)2Cys6 transcription factor domain-containing protein
Exons: 4
Coding region: 29-1384 (451 amino acids)
Biological process (GO): regulation of DNA-templated transcription
Molecular function (GO): zinc ion binding; DNA-binding transcription factor activity, RNA polymerase II-specific
Source: RefSeq, a predicted model, not a curated record
CUCAAAUCUAAUCUUCACAAUCACAAUCAUGGAACCUGCAACGGUGGAGAAGAGGGCUGAGUGUCCCUUCUGUACCACUACAUUCACCCAUCGCUCCUCGCUUAUCCGUCACCUCCGGAAGAAGUGCAAUCAACCCCAGCCGCAGACUGUACGCCGCAAGGCAUGUAGUCAAUGUGUCGCGGACAAGACGCGGUGUAAUCUCAAGCGCCCUAGCUGCUCGCGGUGCUCUGUGCGACAGAUAUCCUGCCAGUACUCAACCCCGUUCCUGGACUCAUCUGGCUCUCCAUCACCAGAGAGGGGGCAGACGACUUUGGCGCCGCAAGUCAACAUAUCAACUCCACCGGAGCCACGGGCUGCUGAUUCGUCAAGUCUCUUCGAGGACCUGCUUGCCGAUCCUGCGCCUUGGGACCUGUCCUUUCCCCUUGAUGUAAAUUCUUCCCUGUCCCCGCGUCGCGACCUCGCAGCGCUGGUUCGUAAUGACAAUGCCCAAUUAUACCCUACUGUUUUGAUUGGUGAGAAUCCAAGCUCGCUGCUCUCACCAGAUCCAACUGCAGAAUCCCCCGCAGCGGCGUUGGCGAACCACAGCAUGGAGUUCAUCUUCCGUGUUCUUCGAUCCUGGCCUAGAAUGCUUGCAGGGGAUUUUCAGACGCCCCCGUUCCUUCACCACAGUUAUAUCGCCGAUGGUAUGACUCUACCCCAAUCCCUCGCCAACUGCUUCACUCUAGUAAAAAUGUGGCAUGGGCAAUGCCAUGGAGCCGAGGACUUAGUGCACCGCCUGAUCCUGAACGAAGUAACCAGCCUCUUGAACAAGCUCGACGACCUCGACGAAGCCGCCCUUCUCGCAAUACUCCAAGCAGUAGUAAUCUACCUGAUCAUCCUCCUCUUCCCCGGCGAGAGCUCCCGCCCAACGCUGCCCCCACCAACGCUCCUCCACAAGAUCCAAGAACUGGCCAACCACGCCGCCAACACGGGCCUUUUCCUCCAGGAGGAAAGAGAAGCAAUGCGCCCCACCUGGAGCGCCUGGAUCCACGUCACCUCCAAGCGACGCGCAGUCCUAGCGCUCUACCUCCUCCGCUGGGCACUAUCCGUCUUCCACAACGCCCCGCCGCUAGAUUGCCGCCAGGUGGGGUUCAUGCCUGCGCCUGCGGCGAAGAUACUUUGGCAGGCGAAGUCGGAGCAGGAGUGGAAUUCUCUGUACAUCCGGUGGCUUGCCAGAUGGGAUGGGCAUGGAUAUAUCCAGGGUGAGUUUGAUCGGAUUCGACCGGGGAUUAAGAUGGAGGAGAGGGCGGAGAAGUGGCUUGAGGAGGCGGAUGAGUUUGGGAUGAUUAUGAUGUCGAUCGUAAAUGCGACGGAUUGUCCAUUGCCCACGUUUGCGGGUCAUUGAUGCAUUAUACGACUUAUUUCGUACCCAGUCGAUUACACAACGGCUUUCCAUCGUCGGAACAAUAACUAAGUAUUAUUUGCAGACUACCGUCCGUCUAUACGGACGCCCAAAUCGAAGGUUUCUCCGAUGAAUCCUCCAGCAACACUCACUUGGAUCCAAAAGCUAAGGAACAGCCUGGCAGGCUACGCAGGAUCCUUCGCAACCCGGGCCUGCUCAUAAUGACUUCCACAUGCC